Molecule: messenger RNA, 4153 nt
Organism: Procambarus clarkii (red swamp crayfish)
Lineage: Eukaryota; Metazoa; Arthropoda; Malacostraca; Decapoda; Cambaridae
Product: glutathione peroxidase 7
Biological process (GO): response to oxidative stress
Molecular function (GO): glutathione peroxidase activity
Source: RefSeq, a predicted model, not a curated record
GACGAUGGUGUAAACACCUUGUGUUGAAGGAGCUCAGCUACACCCACGCCGCCACCCGCCCCUACACAAGGCUCCUGGUCCUCCUACAGUCAUCAGAAGGGCAAACCCUUCAACUAAACUGUACCUAACCAUCAACUGUAACUGUAUCUACACAUACACACACAGCCGCUAGCAAUGUUGCAUGCAGUUACAGUGUUAGUGUUGGUGCUCGGGGUGCAGUGUGGCCGGGGCGAGGACUUCUACAGCUACACUGUGAAGGAUCAUGCCGGGAAUAAUGUCUCCCUUGAGCAGUACCGUGGCAAGGUAACCCUAGUAGUUAAUGUGGCCAGUCGAUGUGGCUACACAGAAAGGACUUACCGAGAACUGAAGAAACUACACGAUAUUCUGAGCUUUGGAGGAUACUUUUCUGUCCUGGCAUUCCCAUGUAAUCAGUUUGGGGACCAAGAACCACAAGACAUGCCCGAGAUUAUCGAAUUUAUCGCCUCUGAGUUUGAUGUGGAGUUCCCAAUUUUCAACAAAAUUAGUGUGAUUGGAGAGCAUGCAGAUUCAGCCUUCAAGAUGCUUGUUGAGGAAUCAUCUGUCGUACCAGAUUGGAACUUUUACAAGUAUCUGGUAGACGAGACGGGUCAUGUUGUCAAAGCUUGGGGGACGCGUGUAUCAAUAGAGGAAAUUUUUGACGAAGUUCAAGCAGCUGUCGAUAAGGCCAAGCAAGUAGCCAAAUCAAAGGAUGACAAGAGUGCAGCACCACAGGCCACGGAUUCGGACGUUAUAAAAGAUGAACUGUAGAGCUUAUACGUCGGUAUUUAGCGGCUGCCGCGUCUGCUGAGUAAUGUUAUAUUUAGUCAUUAUGUAAUGAGUACUUACUAGUUAUACACUGAUGAGUCAGUUUUUGGGUCAAAAUCAGUGAGGUAAUGAAUGUCAGGCUGUAAAGUUUGAUAAAUUAUUUUUAUAUAUUAACAUAAGAAAAUUUUAUUGAAAACUAGUAAAUGAACUGUGCAGAACAUUUCAUUCAAGAGCUUGGCAGCUAUUAUUCUCUUUAGCCAUAUUUUACAACUGCAAGAGAUGAGAAUUCAAAGCAUUUGCAAAUCUAGUGUCAAAUAUUUUCUUGUAUGGUAAUAUAAACUGCCAGCAGCAUUAGAUUUAAAAUAUUUCCUCGGGAAUAUGAAUUUGACUCAGUAUUAAGUAGACUAUGGUUUCUAUGUACUGUAAUGUAUUACUACAGUAUAUAACUUCUGAUCAAGUUAAUUCUAUUUUAAAUUUAAUUAAUUUAAUUGUUGAUCUAUUUGUUGUCUUAUACAAAAUUGAUACAGUAUUUAAUUUUAAAAUACAUAUAAAGUAUAUAUAUAUAUAUAGAGGUGGUACCCACUAUAUACUAUUUUAGUAUAAUAUAUAAAUAAUAUAAAUUAAUGAAAACUAUUUUGGGAAAGUAAGAGUUUGGCCAAGUAGAGUCUAUGAAGAUGCAAAUAAUACUGUAUGAUGUAUUAAUUAUAAGUGGUGGUUUAAUGAUUUCUGCAUGUACAUUGCAGGGGAAGGUUCUGUGAUGACUUCAUUUACAGUUUUAUAUCCAUUCAAUGUAUUCUUUGUUUAAUCCAAAAUAGCUAUCUAGAUGUGUGCAGAACCCAGAUCAAAUAUUAUUGCUAUGUUCCUACACCUUUGUGUACGUACAGAACAGUAAUAUUUUGUUUAGCUUAUUGAAGGGAUUUUCAUUUUCGUCUUUUCAUUUCAUGUACGAGAAGUCGUUUUUGUUUGGGUUCACAUGUAAACACAAUAUGGAGGGAAUACGGGGGGUUGCAAUUCUAAAUAUUGAGUGGAGGGAAAGUUAAUUAAGAAGACUGGAACAGGAUUGGAUGGAUAGUGAGAUUGGAUUGACUGAAUGUGGCAGCACAACUUAAUACAAGGGUGAGGAGGAAUAACCUUGUAACUCUUCUUGUGAUUGACCUCUUUCUAGGGCCAUAACAAAACACAAGGUGUGUUUUAAGGCAAAAGUCUUCCUUUAUAUAACAGGAAUUGUACUUUUGCAAGCAGCAAAUCAUGAAACUUUUCUAAUGUUGGUAGCUAAUGUAAGAAUCUCGCUCAUAGAAAGCUUUAUAUAAUGUCAUGUUUGGAGUCUAUAAUAAUGGUAAUGAAUUUCAAAUUAUUAAUGAUUUAUAGUACUAAGUUAUUUUUUAACGGUUGGAUGUUAGGGCAUUAAAUAUGUUAGGUAUGUAAAGUUACUUUUUUUGUAGCUCUGAAGUUCCUUAGUUAUUGCAGAAAGGUAUGGAGUAUGGAUUAAAAAAAAUACGUGGUGUUUAAAAGAACAAAUCUAUAGUCUUUUGACUUGAUGGCAUAAAAGUAAUGCACAUGAUUUGUGAUGUAAUAGCAAUGGGUGACACUUUUAACUUGGAAUUUCAUCAGCACUAGUUUUAGAUGUGCUCGUAUAGCCUUUUGCUCUCAGUAUUUAGAAGUGUAAAAUUUGUAGAGAAGAUUUAUGUGAAAGUUAUUGUUAACAGGUUGGAAUUCACAUUUGUUAAAUGUCUUGCAAAGUACAUUUGUAAUAGUUUAAGAAUUCUCUUUUUCACAUGUCGGCACAUUUUUUUUACUUUUUAAGAUGUUGGAUGACGUGCUUAUCAAUGUGUUCAUUGUUGCCUACUUCAUGUGCGCAUAUUCAUAUAAAUGCCAUACAUGACAAAGAGGGGCUAGUAAUGUCAGUAUUAAUAUACGAGUGCUGAGUCACGCUCUUAUAUUCUUUAUGGGUGCUUUCAUCACUAAAAAUGUAAUGUAGGCUGGUUUUAAAGGCAAAAAAGUUUUCCCAAGAGGUGUGUCUUGGCAUUGUAAGUGUGCACAUUGUAAUCACUACUUAGCCAAACUGUCUUAGAUCAGUGUUUCGCAACCUUUUUGCCAUUAAAAUAAUUCCAGGUCGUAUAUUAGAUAAACACACGGAUUUCAUUGUCAAUUGAAAGGAGACGAUUUCUGUCUUUGCUCUUGAUGCUGGUUAAAUAAGAAAAUUAAACACAAAAAUGAUUACAAAUUUCAUUUACACAUGAUUAGAAUUAGCAUAUUUAUCACUCUCUCUUGUGGAACCCUUAGUUAUCUUGGGGGGGGCCCAUGGAAGCCAGGUUAAGAACCCCUCUGGUUUACAUGGAGUUGUGUACAUUUGAAAUGCAAAUAGAAAGUGCUCUUAACUUGGUAGCUCUUAAACCAUAACAAAAACAAAAUUGACAGAAAGAUAUACUGUACUAAUAUAUUUCAACAUGAAUUUGGUGUCCAUUGGCACCCUCUGGUCAGAAUUUUACAGCAGCUAGAAAAGGGUGGCCAUUGGGUAUUCUGGCCAUUAUGACAUCAUUUCUGUAUAUGAAUAUGAACAGAGGUUUUAUUGUUUUGACCUUAACAUUGUGAAAUUUAUCCAGUAAUUUGCAGCUUAUAUAGUACUUAAAAACUCUAACUUUCCAUAUAUACUUAUGUAUUUCAGUCCCUCCUCCAGUAAAAUAGCUUAUAUCGUAACCGAGAAGCAUUUGAAAAAAUUAUGAAUAGUUGUGGGAGUAUAAAAGUCAAAUUUUUGUACUAAAAGGUAUAGUAUAGGAAAAUACAUUUGAUGAAAAACCCAAUGUACCUUGUCCUAGGCCCGAUGUACCUUAUGCUAGGCUGGCUUGCCUUAUCCUCAGCCUAAUGCACCUUAUCCUCUGGCUGACACACCUUAUCCUUGGCCUGGUGCACCUUAAUAUUGGCCUGACAAACCUUAUCCUAUUAAUAAUGUAGUACAGUGCAUAUUACCCUUAGGUAUAUGUUUAUUUUUUCUCCUGACCUUUGCACAUUCUCGUAGAUUUUUCGGUAGGAAACACGUGUUGUUAUAUUAAGUUUAUAUUGUGUCCAUACAUGUCCCGGUUGCUAUUUGUGCUAUCUUAUUGGAGGAAGUUUUUAUUUAUAUAUAUAUACAAUAUUAUACAACUUGGGUAUAUACAUUGGCAUUUAGAUUAUAAUUAAUAAGGUAAAUCAAGUUUAACAUACAGUAGCACAUUAACUGGAAGGUAAUGCUGUUUAACAAUGAAUAUCUGUAUUAUUCAGGUGGGAAGAGAUUGUUAAUGUUUUAUGUAUGGAAUUUUUGUACCGAUGACAGAAAAAAAAAAAUAUUUUGUGUGGUAUGCCUUGGCAACUAUAAAUAGAAGAGAAAAUACCA